AUGGAUCCCAAUAAUCAUUUUAACACUCAAAAUUCUGCUAAUUUUCCAUUUAACCAAAAUCCCAACAAUUUUCCAAAUCCCAACAAUUAUCAAAAUCCCAACUAUUAUCAAAAUCCAAAUCAAUUUUCCAACCAACAUCCUCAAAACAUACCUAAUUUUGGUUUUCCACCAAAUUUCAACCAGACAUCCUCUGUUCCAAAAUUUCAAACAUAUUAUGGAUCUAUGCCGAGAAAUCCAUCUCAAACACCCCCGUUUAAUGGUUAUGUGACAAUGGCGAAUGCAAAUUUUCCAAGUGGUGGUGUACCUGAAUUUCCCGAGUUUUCAACACAACUAACUAUUGGUGGCAUGAUUGUUUCUAAUGAAGUCGGUCCGAAUUCAGAGGAUUCAACUCCUAAGAGCAGGAAAACUCAGCAACCAGCAUGGAACACUGAACAAAAUUUGGUUCUAAUUAGUGGGUGGAUUAAAUUUGGAACAAGCAGUGUUGUCGGGAGAAACCAGAAAGGUGAAACAUAUUGGGGUAAAAUUGCUGAGUAUUGUAAUGAGCAUUGCUCAUUCGAUCCUCCGCGUGAUGGACCUGCAUGCCGAAACCGUUUUAAUUAUAUGAACAAAGUGUUGGGUAAAUGGAUUGGCGCUUAUGAUGGCGCUAAGCGUAUGCAAGGAAGUGGUUGGUCGGAGAAUGAUGUUUUGGCAAAAGCGCAGGAAUUAUAUGCAUGUGGGAAGAAUGUUAAAUUCACUUUAAUGGAAGAAUGGCACGCUCUCCGUGAUCAACCACGUUAUGGUAGUCAAGAAGGGAGGCAGCUAAAAAAAAAGGGUAAAAAGAAAAGCAAGGGAUAUGCCUCGGAGGUGGUGGACAAAGAAUGGGCUGAAUACAAAGAAUUCAAGACGAAAGAGCUUGAACGAUUGGACAACAUAGCGUUGAUGCAACAGCAGGCUAACAAUAUAGCCUUGGAGAAGACUAAAACCAAGAUAAUGAAGAUGUAUCUAAAGCUAACUUCCGAAGAGCAUCUAGAUGACCGGAAGAACCAACUGUUGAAAAAGUUGGAGGCAGAACUGUUUGAUAAUUAA
Molecule: messenger RNA, 1065 nt
Organism: Vicia faba (fava bean)
Lineage: Eukaryota; Viridiplantae; Streptophyta; Magnoliopsida; Fabales; Fabaceae
Source: the annotation of a GenBank genome assembly